UGGAGACCAGAGUCCAGCCCCGACUCACCCCCUCCUCCCCCACCUGGGCGUCUCUCACAGUCCACGAAGGCCGCAGCCUCAGUCCCGGGCCCCCACACCCCAAGACCCCCCCAGAAAAGGAGACCCCCCAACUCCGGCCUGGGCCCCCCGGUGCCCGCUCCACCAUGGAUUACGCCAAGGACUACGUCUCUGCCCUGUCGCCCGGCUCCUUGUUCAGGUCAAUGUCCAAGGCGAGCGGCCAGCUGGGCCGGCGCGUGUGGAGCCCGGCCCCGCCACCCCAGCGGCCCUUCCGGAUCUGUGACCACAAGCGGGCCACCCGCAAGGGGAUCACGGCCGCCACGCGCCAGGAGCUGCUGGACAAGGCCACGAUGGCGCUGGGGUUGAGCGGGCACCCGACGGCGGCCUUGGUGCUGGAGGAGGAUGGCACGGCCGUGGACAGCGAGGAUUUCUUCCGGCUGCUGGAAGACGACAGCAGCUUCAUGGUGCUCGGGCCCAGUCAGAGCUGGAGCCCCAGCAGGGGGGGUGUGCUGGCCUACGGGCUGGGCCGCGAGAAGCCGCGCCACGGCCAGGACAUCGCCCGCAUCACCUUCGACGUGUACAAGCAGAGCCCGCGCGACCUCUUCGGCAGCCUCAACGUCAAGGCCACCUUCUACGGCCUCUACUCCAUGAGCUGUGACUUCCAGGGCCUCGGCCCCAAGAAGGUGCUCAGGGAGCUGCUGCGUUGGGCAUCCAGGUUGAUGCAGGGCCUGGGCCAGAUGCUGCUGGGCAUCUCCUCCACCCUGCGCCACGUCAUCGAGGGGGGGGACCAGUGGCGGGGGUCCGGCCGGCUCCACGCCUACUGAGCAGGGGCGGCGGAAGGGACAGACGGCGGCCCCGCUUCGCCCCCGUUCCCCGCCUCCGGCAGCCGCCGCCAGUCGACUUCCAAUAAAAUAGA
Molecule: messenger RNA, 934 nt
Organism: Tachyglossus aculeatus (Australian echidna)
Lineage: Eukaryota; Metazoa; Chordata; Mammalia; Monotremata; Tachyglossidae
Gene: CIDEB
Product: cell death inducing DFFA like effector b
Biological process (GO): apoptotic process; regulation of apoptotic process
Source: RefSeq, a predicted model, not a curated record